Menidia menidia (Atlantic silverside) is the source of this 1026-nucleotide messenger RNA. Lineage: Eukaryota; Metazoa; Chordata; Actinopteri; Atheriniformes; Atherinopsidae. The record is from the annotation of a GenBank genome assembly.
GGAAUCUUUGAAUCCAUUGAGAGUGGCCCCUCCGGAGCAGAGGAACUAGCCUUUAAAUUUGCCUUGAACACAAUCAACAGGAACCGCACGUUGCUCCCCAACACCACACUGACCUAUGACAUCCAGAGAAUAAACAUCUUUGACAGCUUUGAGGCCUCUCGGAAAGCAUGUGACCAGCUUUCCCUCGGAGUGGCGGCCAUUUUUGGCCCCUCACACAGCUCUUCGGCUAAUGCAGUCCAGUCCAUCUGCAAUGCUUUGGGAGUGCCGCACAUUCAGACCAAGUGGAAGCAUCAAGUGUCAGACAACAGGGACUCCUACUAUGUCAGCCUCUACCCUGACUUUUCCUCCCUUAGCAGAGCCAUCCUGGACUUGGUGCACUUCUUCAAGUGGAGAACAGUCACUGUGGUCUAUGACGACAGCACAGGUACAGGUCUCAUUCGACUGCAGGAGCUGAUCAAGGCACCGUCACGAUACAACAUCCGUUUGAAGAUCCGACAGCUGCCCACAGAGACCAAGGACGCCAAGCCACUUCUGAAGGAGAUGAAGAAGGCGAAGGAGUUUCACGUCAUCUUUGAUUGUGGACAUGAGAUGGCUGCCUGGAUCCUGAAACAGGCUCUGUCCAUGGGUAUGAUGACAGAGUACUACCAUUAUAUUUUUACGACCCUGGACCUUUUUGCCCUUGACAUGGAGCCGUAUCGUUACAGUGGAGUCAACAUGACCGGCUUCCGUAUCCUUAACACAGAAAACUCUCAGGUGUCGUCCAUCAUCGAGAAGUGGUCAAUGGAGCGGCUACAGGCUCCACCCAAACCAGACUCAGGCUUACUAGAUGGAUUCAUGACGGUAAGUUUUAACAUUUUUAUAUUGCUUAAGCAAUACAUUUUAUGCUGCACAUGCAAAACUGUUGCCUUCUGUCCCUCAUUUGUCAACGUCCACGUAACCAUAGCAAAGAGUGACAGCCCCUUUUUUAUGCUGCUGGUAGUUGUGUUUAUGAACAAUCAUCUUUAUGGAUUUAUAGAUGACUGUUGA